This is a messenger RNA of Colletotrichum aenigma, 792 nucleotides long. RefSeq lists its product as uncharacterized. Bases 1 to 792 code for a protein of 263 amino acids. The transcript has a single exon. The record is from RefSeq and is a predicted model, not a curated record. NCBI's taxonomy places the organism in Eukaryota, Fungi, Ascomycota, Sordariomycetes, Glomerellales, Glomerellaceae.
AUGGGGUCCGAUACGAUUGAUGUCGACGCACCUGAUGCGGAACAGACACAGUCAGCCGCGACCUUCCACUACUUCUGCAAGCUCGCUCCUGAACUACGUAUCAAGAUUUGGAAUGCCGCCCUGCCCAAUGCUCGUACAAUCGAGAUCACCGGCGACGUUCUCGAAACGCUUUCCGACACCGCGCGACUUGUCAACCUACCUAAGCCGCCGGCCAUCCGCGGCGUCUGUCACGAAGCAUGGGAGAUCACUCAAAAGAAUUGGGUUCAUUCUCUUGGACUGCGAUACGAAGAGUUUGGAGAAAACUUUCCGGGAUUCUGGUUCGACCCGGAUACGGACAUCAUCUUGGACUGGAAACGGUGGAACCGAGAAUUCGAAAACGGGCAGUUCUUCGAGCGUGUUCGAAAUCUCGCCAUCUGUUCGCGGGACGUGUCUCUGGAGGAAAAUUUUGACCGCGUUCUUGAUUCAUUUUGGGACUUGUUGCCAAAUAUUCGCCGCCUCAUCAUCAUCAUCUUUGAUGAUGUUGGUCUCGAUGGUGAAGAGGGUCUCAUUCCGGAGCUUCAGCCGAUAGACGACGACUCCAUCAUCGCCUCCAAAGAUUCGGGUGAUACUUGGCUGGAUUGGAACUACUUUCCUAAAGAUGACGAAGUUAUGUGGGUGAUGUCAAAGGAAUAUCUAGAAGGUCGGCUGAAGGAGAUUGCUGGAUCUGACAAACAGCGGUCUCUCAAAAUCGAGGGGGUCGAGCUCAUUUUACAUCGAAUACGCGAUGCUACAGAGAACUAUGGACGGAUAUAA